UAAUUUUUUUGUUGCUCUUUCACAGAGACUAACAUUUUCCUUCAAUACCAGAAUAUGUCUGUGCAUUCCUAAAAUGCCCUAAAAACAACUUUUAUGUCCACUGCAUAAUACUUGAUCAGCUCUGUGCCCCUGAAAUAUUCCUCAUGUGAUCUAUUAAAGAAGAAAUUCCUAUGUUCACUACUACUAAGAUUCCAAAACAUCAGAACUAAAAUAGUACCAGUUUAACAGGUACGAAUCCUAAACUUCAACUCUAAAAGACAAAAUCAAAAAGAACUAAACUAAGGAAAAUAUGUCUUGAAAUUCCACAUAAGAUUCCCAAGACAGAGGAGAAGCAAGCAUUGUUCCAUUAUUUAAUAAGGAAAUUGCAGAUCAUUUUGCCUGACAUCAACGUCAGGGAAACUGAUGGAGAGGCUGGUACAGGAAGAAAUCAGUGUACAAUGAAAGGAUGAUAGUACAAUUAACGCCAGUCAACAUAGAAAAUUAGUUUUGUCAGGAAUAAAAAAACCUGGCUAUUUUCCCAUGAGACCAAGAAUUAGUUUGAUAAAGUAAACUCCUGUAAGAUUUCAUUAGGGCUUUGGCUCACAAGUCUACAGGGUUUCUGAUAAAAGCCCCAGCAAUGUAUGCUAUCAGUCUGGUCCAUACUAAAUGGACCCAAAUCAUACUGAAUGAUCUAAACAAAAAAUAUAAAAUUACUGAUGGAAAAAGCUGCAAAUUACAAAAAGUUAUAGAGAUAUAAAUAACAUGAAGGGCAGGCCCUUAAUAUAGACCAACUAAGAAUUCUUAGUGAGGUCUGGCCUAUAUUUCAACACAGAGAAAUCAAAGUUUUUCAUUAAAGGAACAAAGAAAAUCUCAUUUAAAAUAUAGGAAAUUAUUUUUGAAAAGGAAUUACUGUGAAAAGAAAGAAAUAGCACUAAUAGGCCCAAGCAGACCCAUUCCCAGGGCAAAGUGUAGGCAAAAUUAUUCUUAUUGCCCAAGGUGGAUUAAACCAUGACACAGGAGUUGGUGCUACUACACCUCUCUGUGGUUUCAAAAAGAUCAUUACUGGGAGAAUGUCCUGAAGAAACAGCUCCAGAAACCCAAAGGUUUUACUGAGAGAAAUGAUACUUAUUUGUGAUGAUAGGGGGCCUUCAGAAAUUCCAGUUAGGUUAAUGUGUGAGAAGUUCAACAGAGAAUUGUGGUAUAUGAGUACAGAAACAGGAGACUGAAUGCCCAAAUUGCAGUGCUAUGUACUUGAAAAAAAUCUGACUAAUUUUUCAUUUAUAUUAUUUGCCAGUGAGUCUCCAUCUCCAAACAACCACAACUAGGAAAACAACCCCUUAUAAUUUGACUCAAUAUUAUCUGUAAGACUAGAUAUAAACCAAAUACUUCAAUUUGAAAUCACAACUACUAGUAAAAGUACUAGUAAGAGCAACUGCUAAUUGAAAAUUACUAAGUAAUAGCUAAGAAGCUCUUUAAAAAUAAGCUAAGUAUCACUGUAAAUGAAGAAAGGGUUUGAUAUGCCAUUGACAAGUGCCUGGAAUGAAUCUGCCCUACACAUUUCCUACUUACCCUCCAUCUCCCAAGCAAAAUCCUCCAAACCCUAUGCAUACAUUAUCAACCUACAUUUUCACCUACAUGCAUCAAACCCCAUCACUGCCCAGAUCCAUGCCCUUCAGCACACCUGCACUAAGCUUGGCCAAGUACAAGUUGCAGGACAGGCACAGAAUUCAGCUUGAUAAAUUGGAGAUGUAUUGCAAGCACAGGAUGAAAUUAAAUAUGUUCAAGAGCAAGAAAAUACAGUUAGGAAGAGGUAAACAUACAGGCAGCACCUGAGUACAUGGCAAGUAUAUAUAAAAAAGGAACAGAGAGUACAGACGUCAACAAUAUCAGGCUGCUGCCAGGAAGGCAUGAGCAAGGGUGAUGGUAUUAGCAGGAAUAGAGCUUGCAAGGAACCCAAAAUAUUCCCUCCACUUCAUUGGGAUUUGUUCUGUGUUCAGGGGGAUUACUUAAUUCUAGCUUGGUGAGACACUGUAGUAAUGGGAGAGACAAUCUAGAGAAUGCCCAAAGAGAAAAUGAAUGAUCAGAGGGCUGGAAAGCAUGAUGAUCAAGGAAGAACUGAAAGAUGUGGCCCUACUUAGCUUAAAGGAGAGAAGGCUGGGAAAAAGGGAGAGACUCGCUAACGGCUUUCCAACUUAUCCUGAGACUUCCAAUAGAAAUCAGAAAAAGUUAAAAUUUGAGCAUACUGAUAGAUUUACAUAUCAAAUGCUAAUAUGUCAAACUCAAAUCCUAACUUACAUUUCUCAGGAGAUAAACUUUGACAGUGUUUUCCAGACAAAUAUCCAUGCAUUGCAAACAGCUUUGAGAAGCUGCUGCUUUCCUGACGUGAACAAUAAUUUUGCCUGGUACUUUGAUUGACGCAAAUGCUCAGUCACAUUUAAAUCAAAAUAGGAGGAAGCUACUAUUUUCCAUGGCUUCCUGUAGGACAUAUGCACUGUUAUCCCAGAGGAGAGGGCAGGUUAUGCAAUUGCUGAGCAGCUCUGGGGAAACAUUUCCAGCAAUUAUUUGGAAAGGACUGAGAGAAUAAAUUUAUAAGACCUUCUCAUCAUUUAGUGUUUUCAUCACUAAAUAACUAUUAGAUUUUAAAUGAAUUGAAUUUUGGUUACUAUUUCACUCUCCUUAUGCAACGGAAUGGAAGGGGAAUGGAAACUUGCCUCACUAGUAUUAGGAUUCUCCCACUGCAUGUGUGUGAAAGUGCUGGCUAGUUAAGAAGUGGAAUAGUUUCCUCUGCCUUAUCAUAGUCUAGCCUUACUGGCCCAUAUAGUACAGUCCUAAACUUGAUUUAGGAGCCAAAAUGGACCAACUGUUUUCCAGAUUUAAGAGAUGGUAGAAAGACAGCCAAUUCCCACUUCAUAGCAAAGCUAAAUGCUGCUCCAAUUCAUCUAAUGAAUAAGUCAGACAAGUUAACAAUGUUGACAUCUGAAACGUUAUUUUUUCUCUUUUAAAGGGAAAUGAAAUAGAAUUACAUUACUUUCAAAUAAAUGUAAAUAAAUACAGAGUCCUUUGAGCAUAAAUUAUCACAUAAAUACUUCUCUGUUUCCAUACUUUCUUAUUUAUUCUUACUAAUUAUCCUGAGUUAGCAGAAUUUCUAAUUUAUGUGCCUUGAGCAUACAGGAGAAAAAAAAAAGACUUUUUUAUCUCCUUACAUGACAAUAUUUGCAAAACAUCAGAUGAAAGAUUUCAGCUAAAUAAUUUUUCCAUCCACUAGUCCUGCAAUAGCAUGGCCUACUGACAGCAAAGCUUCCUGGCUUCAACACUGAGCUCUCAAACAGCUUCUAAACUUGAACUGGACAUUUUUAUUUGUGUCAUUACUACAAGCCCUUCGCAGGUUUAGAGCUACUCCACAUCAAUUCUAUCCUCUGAGCUCUGGAAACAAACUGGAAAGCUGGGUGAGAGCUAAGAUACAUGGAGCUUUUUCAGAGCACUUUGGAAGCCAAAGUUAUGGAAGACUUUUUCCACUUUGACCAUUCAUUCUUUAUUAUGCUUGGCCUUCAUCUGCUCCUGUCACCUUAAAAAUGAAAACAACAUGUUCAUUAUUAUUCAUGGAAAUUCAUCGGAUAUGGAGAAGGCAUCCCUUUCCCCACCCCAGCUGUUCCAUUUUUAUUUCUUUUGGGAAAGACUAUGCUAUUGUUUGCUUGGGUAGCAAUCCUUUGAACUUGCUUUGCCACUGAAUUCACCACUGAUCAUCAGGAAGAUGAUCAUUUGCAUUGGCUUCACUGAAUCUUAUCUGCAGGCUAAAUAAGGGCCCCAGCAGCUGCAGCCACAGGUCCCACUUCCUUGUGUCACGGAGUACAGGGAUGCUGGAUGCACCUCAGCUGGCCUGGUAUUUAAUGUUACAUGUUUACAGUGCUCCUUGGUGCAACCUCUGUUCCUGACUGGGGCGUACUGGAUGUUACCACACAAUAAAUGCUUAUUUCUAUUAGUGCUACUCCUAAUUACAUGAAAUGAGACGCUAUCUAUUGCAGCUGACAUAAUUGCAUUGACCAUUACCUUGUUAUUCUCCUAUGAGACAGAGAGAAAAUACUAUCCUACUUUUUAAAUACCAGUAAUUAAAUUAUAUAUUUGUAUUUCUCCUUUUGUAAACAAACUCUUUCUGCCUCUUUCCAAAAAAGAUAUUUCCAUGUGUUUGGUCAUUCUUGUGUUUCCUGUCUAGAUCACCUCUGAUGAUUCUGCAAUUGCUUUCUGAGACUGGAUGAGCAGUACCAUGAUCAAUAUUCCAUAUGAGACAUUCAGGGAAUGGCAUUUCAGUUACCUAUAAAAUCUGCAUUCUAUAAUUGUAUGUUUUACAUUGCUAUUAUACUUAAGCAUUUUAACACAGUGUCAUUUUCCAAAACCUCUGCCUAGCUUAGGAGCUCUAACUGCCAUGUCUACUGUAGCCUCAGAACUCUUUUUCUGAAAUGGUUAAUGCAGAAAUCUGGGAUUUACACAACAGGUUUAUUUUAUUUUUUUUCUAACAUACCACUCUUGCCAGGUUUUGGCACUAAACAUCUGCUUCAUUUAUUGCUGUCAUGUUGUCUGUGUAUGCAGUUUGCUUGGUAAUUCUGUAUUUCCCUGCUGAAAGAUUUGUCUUUGCCUUGGACAGCAGCUUGAUUCGUGCUGCAUGUACCUGGCUUAUGCUUUAUCUUCACAUUUGCUCUCUGGUCACCAUGCACAACAUUUCCUCUGAGAUUCCCCUUACAACAGAGUAAUGUUCACGUAAAACCUCCCUUUCUGCGUGCCUCAUACUGCACACAAACUCUCGCAGCCAAAAGAUACAUGUGUCCAAGUCAGUGCUACACACAGAUGUGACACAAAGACACAGAAGAUAAAACUUUUCCCUCGAGCUCAUAGACAGGCUCUGAAUCCCUUUGCUGUGAAGUUACUGCUGCAGCCCCUUCUCAAGCUGCAGGACCUCACCUUUCUACAUACAGGAGAUACAUCUCUGUAUCAGAAGUCUAUAUACACCUGAAAGGGGGGUUAAGAGCAGCAGGAAAUAUUUCACACAAUAGCUCUCGAUUGGCUACAGAGGAGAAUAAUUUGCAAGACUCUGUACAUUCCCUUCCCCUAAAACAUUCUGUUAUUUGUUAUCUUCUGCUAUUUGUUACCUUCAAAGACGCUGCACGUGCGGCAACACAGGAAGCCAUAGAUAUGCAUUAGACUUUGUAAAAGGUGCAUUGUGAAUGCAGACUAUAAAUUAUUAUAAACAUGUGCACGUGCACAACAUAGAAUGGAACUACAAUACAUGAAAGUGGUGCUCAGUGUUAGCCAAAAUCGCAGUCCCAGCUGUCUAAUUUUGAGGAAGUAGGAGCUGUGUGUUGAGCAUCCUUAAAGCUAGGCUGUGCUUAUUCAGUCUCUAAAAGGGAUCUAACAGCCACACUGUAGGCAUGAACGACUGUAAAGCCAGGGGUUUAGUACUCGUAUCGAGGCUGAGGUCUGUCAGAGAUCACACACACUGACACCCGACAGCGGAGCCCUCUAAAGCGACACACGAUUUGUCAAAAAGACACUUUUUCGAAGCAGGCGGGGCCGCGGUGGAGGUGGAGCCGGCUCUGCCCGCUGCAGGACCGGUGGCCGGGCCUGAGAUGCGCUGGGGUGCCGCGGGCCGGGCUUCCUGCUGCCCGCACACCUGGGAGCGGGGCGUGGGCAGGGAGCUCAGGGCACCGCAGCUGUAAAGCGGGCCGGGCCGGGAAGGCAGCGCCGGCAGCCGCGGCGGGAGGCGGCGGAGCGGCGGCGGGAGCAUGGAGCGCUGCGCGCCCCCCGCGCCGGAGCAGGAAGCGGUGGAAGCGUGGCUGGACGAUCACGGCGACUUCACCCGCUCUUACUUUGUUAGGAAAGCUACGAGAGAAAUGGUUAAUGCAUGGUUUGCUGAGAGAGUUCACACCAUUCCAGUCUGCAAGGAGGGAACCAAGUCCCAGAACGAAGCCUGUGCCUGUCACCAGCCUGCCUGUGCCGAGACCCCCAACUCUGGGACACCAGUGAGGAAAAUCUCCGCUUCUGAAUUUGACAGACCCUUAAGGCCUAUUUUUGUCAAGGACUCGGUAGGAGCAGUGAGCUUCCUCUCUGGCUCUGACAAGAAGGAACAGAUGCCUCUGCAAUCUCCAAGGAUUGAGACCAGUGCAGGGGAUCAGUGCUCGAGACUAUUAGAACUUGUGAAAGAUAUUUCUAGUCACCUAGAUGUCACAGCGCUUUGCCAUAAGAUCUUCCUACACAUCCACGAGCUGAUCGCAGCCGAUCGUUACUCCCUGUUCCUGGUGUGCGAGGACAGCUCCAACGAGAAGUUCCUCGUGAGCAGGCUGUUUGACGUGGCAGAAGGAUCCACCCUGGAAGAAGCUUCCAACAACUGCAUUCGCCUGGAGUGGAACAAGGGCAUUGUGGGUCAUGUGGCAGCCAUAGGGCAGCCUCUCAACAUCAAGAAUGCCUACGAGGAUCCAAGAUUCAAUGCAGAAGUUGACCAGAUCACAGGGUAUAAGACUCAGAGCAUUCUCUGUAUGCCAAUAAAGAAUCACAGGGAAGAGGUUGUUGGUGUGGCUCAAGCAAUCAACAAGAAAUCUGGAAUUGGCGGCACUUUCACUGAACAAGAUGAAAAGGAUUUUGCAGCGUAUUUGGCAUUUUGUGGAAUUGUUCUUCACAACGCUCAGUUGUACGAGACGUCUCUGCUUGAGAACAGGCGCAAUCAGGUGCUUCUUGACCUUGCCAGCCUGAUUUUUGAAGAGCAACAGUCUUUGGAGGUGAUCCUGAAGAAGAUAGCAGCCACUAUAAUAUCCUUCAUGCAGGUGCAGAGGUGUACCAUCUUCAUAGUGGAUGAAGAUUGUCCGGAUACAUUUUCUAGUGUCUUUCACAUGGAAUCUGAGGAAUUAGAGGAUUCAGCUGAAAAUCUGAAGAGGGACUAUGACACAAACAAAAUCAAUUACAUGUAUGCUCAGUAUGUGAAGAAUACAAUGGAGCCACUCAACAUCCCAGAUGUCUGCAAAGACAGGAGAUUUCCAUGGACAAAUGACAAUGCAGAAAAUCUAAGUCGGAACAUUAAGAGUUUGCUGUGUACACCAAUAAAAAAUGGGAAAAAGAAUAAAGUGAUAGGGGUUUGCCAGCUUGUGAAUAAGAUGGAAGAAAACUCAGGGAAAAUCAAGGCUUUCAACAGAAAUGAUGAGGAGUUCUUGGAAGCAUUUGUCAUCUUUUGUGGCCUGGGGAUCCAGAACACACAGAUGUACGAGGCUGUAGAAAGAGCCAUGGCAAAACAGAUGGUGACACUAGAGGUUCUCUCAUACCAUGCUUCUGCUGCUGAGGAGGAAACGAGGGAGCUGCAGGUAACAGUGGCUGCUGUAGUGCCAUCUGCACAAACUCUCAAUCUGACUGACUUCUACUUCAGUGACUUUGAGCUGUCAGACUUUGAAACAACACUGUGCACAAUUCGAAUGUUCACAGACCUCAACCUGGUGCAAAAUUUCCAAAUGAAACACGAGGUUCUCUGCAGGUGGAUUUUAAGUGUGAAGAAAAACUAUCGGAAAAACGUUGCUUAUCACAAUUGGAGACACGCCUUCAACACAGCACAGUGCAUGUUUGCUGCUCUGAAAUCUGGGAAAAUUCAGAGCAAACUGACUGACUUAGAAACGCUGGCUUUGCUGAUAGCAACUCUGAGCCAUGAUCUGGAUCACAGGGGAGUGAACAACUCUUACAUACAAAGGAGCGAACAUCCUCUGGCUCAGCUGUAUUGUCACUCAAUCAUGGAGCAUCAUCAUUUUGAUCAAUGCCUUAUGAUCCUGAAUAGUCCAGGAAAUCAGAUUCUCAGCAGCCUUUCCAUUGAAGAAUACAAGGCUACACUGAAAAUGAUAAAACAAGCCAUUCUUGCCACAGACCUGGCACUAUACAUCAAGAGGAGAGGAGAAUUUUUCGAACUUCUGAGGAAGAAGCAGUUUAAUUGGGAAGAUCCCUCACAAAAGGAGCUAUUUCUAGCAAUGCUGAUGACUGCUUGUGACUUAUCAGCCAUAACCAAACCAUGGCCAGUUCAGCAACGGAUUGCUGAGCUUGUGGCCACUGAGUUCUUUGAUCAAGGAGAUAAAGAGCGGAAGGAGCUCAACAUAGAACCCACAGACCUAAUGAACAGAGAGAAGAAAAACAAAAUUCCCAGCAUGCAGGUUGGAUUCAUAGAUGCUGUUUGUUUGCAGCUGUAUGAGGCCCUAACGCAUGUGUCAGAGGCCUGCUCCCCUUUGCUGGACGGCUGCAGAAAAAACAGGCAGAAAUGGCAAGCCUUGGCUGAGCAGCAAGAGAACCUGAUUAAUGGAGAAAGCAACCAAGGCAAACGGAACUGACAUGCUGAUUUCACCACCAUAAGCUCAAGUUCACGUAGGAGACACAGUAAUAGGGGAGUACUGCAUUUUACUAAACACUGUAUGAAUUUGGCUUAUGUUUUGCCACUGCUGUAUUAUUUUUUCCACAUUUCAAGAUAUAGCCUGACUGUGUAGAUGCCAAGAUGAUCUGAAGACAAUAUGUUUCUCUUAUUACAUCUGACUGAGAAGGAAGAAGACCUGCUGGGGUGGUUUUUGCUAGCCCAGCCCACAAGAAGGUACUGGUGCAGGUACUGACUGUGCCCGAGAGCCUGUUGCUUUAGAGAUGUACAUAGUUGUUUAGUGAUCAUGUUGUGGCCAGUAUCUGAAAGACUACUGCAUUUUGCACCUUUUCUCUCCCUCCUCCCAUCUUGCUGGGUUAUGUUACAAAAAUAUUGAGCAGUCUUGCCUGUUCUCUUGCCAGAGGUUCAGAGGAAAGACUGACACUCACUCUGGGGAGCCUAUUCCAAAUAAACUAUUGCUAACCUCUCUCAGAAAGUAGAACUGGGCUCUAAGGUGAAAACCCCAAAAUCUGUGCAUCCAGUAGAGUUGGAGUUUUUUCCAUAUUAGAUGGAUGUCUUAACAAAUGUGUUAUUCUAGCUGAAGAAAUGCCUUAGACCCCUGUGAAUUACUAGGCAACGGGAGUCUCAGGAGUUCUGUGGUAGAGGCGUCUUGAGCUCUCCCUGCCCAAUGGAAACUGCUUGAGACCGAUGAAAUGUCCCAACGUAACUGACAGGCUGCCAUGGAAAGCUGCAAGAAGCACACAGAGAAAUGGAAACAAAGCAGGACUGGUUUUGUACGCUGGUUUUAACUUAAUUUGGAAGUUGAUUUUAACAUCAUCUAACCAACACACUGGAUCACAGGCAGAAGAGAAUGACUGCAAGAGCAAGAGGUGAAAAGCUGAAUCAGAAUGAUGCAGGAAAGGCACACUCCUGGUGACCAUCAAUGACUGAUUCUUCAGGCCAGCGUUACUAUGAAACGGCUAUGACCACUUUGAAGAAAGUUGUACGUUAACAUCUCUUAAAAAUCAUUUUAACAUUAGUUUAAAAUGAUCUAUCAUAGUGUCUUGAAGAAAUAGGAAAAAAAAUACCAAAAGAAAAAAUGGCCAAGAGUGCUACAGGGAUUUGCCAUUUGUAUGUGAGGCAUUAAUGUUCUGCAAAGUAAGAAAUCAAUGAACUUGGACUAGUAAAAAAAAAAUGGUGCAUUAUUUAAGAGAAGAAAAUUAAUAAACAUGUUUUUGAAUUGGAAACAAAUAAAGAAAAUAUACACAUUGGACAAAUCCCAAAAGAGGAAUACAAGGAGAGUAUUAUUCUUUAGGUGGACAGGAUAAGGAGAUGAAUGCCAGCAUUAGCAGCACACAUAACUUUGGCUGCACAGAGACACACGAGAUGUUCCAGUUUUUUAAUCUGUAAUAACUAUUUUUUAGUUAAAAUCAUCAUUUGGCAAAAGUAGCACAUUUGGCACUGAACUUUUAAGUGUGGGAAUUUAGUUCUAUCACAAUAUUCCAGGAAAUUCUAGUUAGAAACUGCAAUAAAGUCUUCUUCCCAGGAGACUGUCAACCCAACUCAUAAGAGCUGGUCGAAAAGGGAAAACUCUCCCUUUUUAUCAAUUUCUUCAUUUAGAUAAAUGAUGCCAGAAGCUAAGAAAAGAUGAAGCAAAUGUUUCAAAAUGUUUGAUGAUACUGAGUUAUAGAGUUGAUAUUUUAUUUAAAUGUAGAACAAGGUAUCCUGACAGUCAGCAGUAUUUCUGCCACCCUAAAUUAUUUGUCACUGAUUAAGUCCUAUCUCAGAUUUCUCUAGUGAGCACCAAUAAUAAAUUAUUGCAGCUGUGAAUUUGAAAAGCUUUUUCUACAGAAGUAUUUCUCCUUAUUCUGUCCCCACAAAUUAAAAAAAAAAAAAGGAUGGAUUGCAACACUAAGAAUUCCAGGACUGCUGGAAUUUUGGAAUGUUUUGCAGUACUCUGUAUAUGUAUUUCUGUGCAUACACAGCAUGCAGGUGACAGCAGCCUGACCCUGCCAACACACCCUCCCCCAAAAAAGGUUUUAGGUACUUUUGGAUAAAUAGAAAACUUUGCUUCAGGAUUUGCAUAGCCCUUGUAUAGUCUUUUCCUUGAGUGCUUGAGAUACUGAAAUAUAAUUAUUAUGCUGAGAUACAUAUUUAAUAUAAAUAGGAAUAAAAUAUAUGUAUAUAAAGGUGUAUUCUUCCUAUUAUGGUUGAGACUAGUAACUCAUGGUGACAACACAGCAGAUAACUAUGAUGAUAUCACAGUGUAGUGAUGUAACUUUGACAUUAAUAUUCCAGUAUUUCUUUGCUAUAUUGUGUGUUCAGCAAAGCUUUAUUAUAACUAAAUUUAUAAAUGCUAAGAAGGAGUGCUGGAUUCAUACCUUUGACUUGAAAAGAAGGGCAUGAUGUUACAUUUUUUUAAAGGUUCACUUAAAAUGAACAGUUAUACAGUAUGUGCAUAUAUUUAAUUAUAUAACUGUACACAUUUAUCCCAUAGAAUCUUUUCCACCAUAAGUGUUGGAAUAUACAUAUAAAUACAAUUCCUAGUAAAUAAACAUUUAAAUAUCAUAACACACCUGUAUCUGUAUAUAUUUAUACAAAACCAAAGCCUUUAAACUACUGGUUUAAGAACCUUAAAAGCAUACAGUGCUGUAUUUAAUGAGAUUCAAAGCCUUUACAUAGUGUUUUACUCUGCCUGAAGGCCAAAUCCAAGUGUGUCAUGGCUUUGCAUGACUCAGUAGCAGAAACUGCUUCUUCCUUUCAUAAUGCAGAUAGGGGACAAUAUUGGGGAAAAAACCCAAACCUAACCUGGCUACAGCAGGUUUCCUGCUUCAAGUUCACUGUCUUUAGAAUUCAACCUUUUGAAAGCCAACUAGUGGAUUACAGCUAUGCAGCUGUCAUUAAUUUCAUCAUGAGCUGCGUGUCUCAUUGUUACAGCUAGACCAUGUAAUGUCUUUGAGAGCAGACUGAAAUAAUCAGUGUGGCUUACACAAGAAACCAGCUGAAAUGGAACUUAUCACUGUCAGUUCAGACUUAGGUCCAUUGAAACCAUAGUCACAAUUGACAUUUAAAUCUCUGGAUACAAGAAAUUGUCCCACUAAUUCUUAAUAUUUCUCCCAAUGAGAACAACUAAUUUGGUAUCCUACUUGAUCUCAUAUACAAGCAUGAUUUUUUUCAAACUCCACGGCACACUUUAAUGCUUGAAGUACACUUUUAUUUCUGGAUUUGUUCUGAAAAAAAUUACUUGUGUUAACACAAAAUUACUGAUUUACCCUACCUCUUCUAAUUCCAAGUAACAGUGAUGCUCUUGAGCUGUAGCUACUGUUUCUUUUCCAAUAAAUUAGCCACACAUGCAGUAUUAGCUGUAGAAGGCCUAGGUUUUGUAUUAUAUCAUACAGUUAAAGAAA
Molecule: messenger RNA, 11745 nt
Organism: Motacilla alba alba
Lineage: Eukaryota; Metazoa; Chordata; Aves; Passeriformes; Motacillidae
Gene: PDE5A
Product: phosphodiesterase 5A
Exons: 21
Coding region: 5754-8321 (855 amino acids)
Biological process (GO): signal transduction
Molecular function (GO): protein binding; 3',5'-cyclic-GMP phosphodiesterase activity
Source: RefSeq, a predicted model, not a curated record